Messenger RNA from Morchella importuna, 645 nucleotides. RefSeq lists its product as uncharacterized. The record is from RefSeq and is a predicted model, not a curated record. The transcript has 3 exons. Lineage: Eukaryota; Fungi; Ascomycota; Pezizomycetes; Pezizales; Morchellaceae. Gene Ontology annotation, biological process: protein import into nucleus. Gene Ontology annotation, cellular component: nucleus. Gene Ontology annotation, molecular function: small GTPase binding; guanyl-nucleotide exchange factor activity. Bases 1 to 645 code for a protein of 214 amino acids.
AUGACCCAGGAUAUACAGGAGCUUAGGAAAGCCGUCGAACUUUUCGGCGGUGCCGUUGUAUGCGCAGUCCCAAUGGGCUUUCAGGACGCCUCAAACUUCCGUGAAGUCCCAGACAACCAGGAGGUCUACGUCUCCAUGACCGAUGGCAACGACAUCACCGUAAUUUUCGAUAUUACGCAACGGGUCGAGGCGCCUAGUGGACCCUCUGACAUGGACGCCGUGGACUACCAUUUCGAGGACGUCGCAGUGGACCAAGAUCGCACUGCGAAAAUUUGGAACAAAAGAUCUAUCUCUGUCCCCCAUCAUUCUGAUAAGCCGGCUUAUCAGGUCAUUGGUACGGUGUCGGCGCGGCCGACUGAGCAGCCUACAGACCCACCGACCUUUAUCGCCAUCAUAAUGACGAUAUUGAGAUUGAAGGAGCAGACGGCCGAUAUCGUGAUCACCGUCAAUAUACCCUUCGAUAAUCCUGAAAUGGUGAGGAGCGAGAAGUGUAUUGCAAGCCCGACAUAUACUGGCGGCGACAUCGAUCCGUCAAGUGGAGUCAAGAGUGUGCUGUUGGAGUAUGGGAUGAAGGUAUCGCAAGAUUUAGUAAAUGCGUUCCAGAUUCUGGACUUCGGCUUGUUUUGCGAGGAUCCAGUGGAGUAG